This is a messenger RNA of Rubroshorea leprosula, 1608 nucleotides long. Lineage: Eukaryota; Viridiplantae; Streptophyta; Magnoliopsida; Malvales; Dipterocarpaceae. The record is from the annotation of a GenBank genome assembly.
CCUUUCCCUUCACUGCUAUUAUCCAAACUGACCUAAAAGUAAAUUUCUUUUUGUUAUGGGUGGCCUAAAUCAAUUGUUACAUAUCUCAAAAUUAGUUCUUCCCCAAUCCAAUAGGCAAGCAACACUAAAUUAGCUACCAUUUUUUUUAUCAAAGUGAAAAAUUUCGAACAUUUUUACUCAUUUUCCUGCUUUCCUUCUUCAUGACCCACCAUCGCCGUCAUCUUCAUACGAUCUCCGACGGUACUGCCUACCCGAUGCCGCCUGCGAUUCCCUGGAACAGCCCCUCCUCCGAUACGUCACCUAACUCUUCCAUUAUUGAGCCAUCGAUUCUCGCCGUCGAGGGUAUCCUCAACUACACCUUCAAAAACAAGAGGCUGCUGGAGGAGGCUCUGACGCACUCCUCGUGCACUUGGUCGCGGUCAUACCAGCGUCUCGAGUUCAUCGGGGAUGCUGCGCUUGCCCUCGCCUUGAGCAACUACGCAUUCCUAGCGUACCCGGGUCUUGAUCCGGGUCAGUUGUCUCUUUUUCGCGCUGCAAAUGUAAGUACGGAGAAGCUCGCCCGAGUGGCCAUCAAGCAUGGUCUUUAUCAGUAUGUGUUCAGGCACAAUGCCACUGCUCUUGAUGAUAAGGUUAGGGAGUUUGCUGAGAUUGUCAGUCAAGAGGGUGAUGCAACCGUAUAUGGUGGAUCAGUGAAAGCACCUAAGGUUCUAGCUGAUAUUGUAGAAUCUAUAGCAGCUGCUAUCUAUGUUGAUGUCAAUUUUGAUCUUCAAAAGCUUUGGACGAUGUUUAGAGGUCUGUUGGAGCCUAUUGUUACACUUGAGAAUUUGCAUUAUCAACCACAACCAGUGACGAUGUUGUUUGAGCUUUGCCAGAGGGAAGGAAAGCAAGUGGACAUCAAGCAUUGGAAAAAUGGGGCAAAAAAUAUUGCUAGUGUGUUCAUAGAUGGUGCAUUUGUUGCCUCAAGUUCGUCUGAACAGAAGGAGAUAGCAAAGCUUAAUUCUGCUAAAGUGGCUUUGGAUAAGUUAUCAAAAUGUCUAUCUUCUAAAACGGGGGUGCUUGAAUAUUCUAUUGCAGAGGAUGGAUCUUUUGAGAUUGAGGGAGCGAAACAGAAGUUGCAUGAGCUCUGUCGCAAGAGGAAGUGGCUGAAACCUAGUUAUUGCAUUGAGAAAGAGGAAGGCCCUUCACAUGAGAAGAAAUAUGUAUGUGCUGUUAAAGUUCCAACUGCAGAAGGUGUGCUCUAUAUGACAGGGGAUGAGAGGUCAAGAGUGAAGGAUGCUGAGAACUCAGCAGCCUCCUUCCUAAUUGGUGCCUUUCAAGAAUCUGAGUAUCCAUGAUUUUUCUAUUCUCUUUGGAAGAAUCUGUAACAUGAUUGCUAUGAAGCUCUAGGCCUGUUAAUGGUAAAUCAUAAAUGCACAAAUUGAAGAAAAUCCUUUUAUUGUUUCAUGCCUACCACUACUAGAUUGGCCGUGAGAUGUGUAAAUAGUUCCAUGCCCCUCAUUUCUUGAAGUGAUAUUGUGAAAAAGACCAUUCAACACUUUCAACUUGUAUUAUGCAGCUACAAUACAUUAACAAGGUUGAUUUUGUUUCUGCUGUCUUGUGUUUUUGAUU